Messenger RNA from Corylus avellana, 824 nucleotides. Its product is annotated as auxin-responsive protein SAUR76. Lineage: Eukaryota; Viridiplantae; Streptophyta; Magnoliopsida; Fagales; Betulaceae. The record is from RefSeq and is a predicted model, not a curated record. Gene Ontology annotation, biological process: response to auxin.
UCUCUCUCUCUCUCUCUCUCUCUCUCUCUACCAACUAAUAAUUUCCAAAACCUCCUUCUCCUUCAUUCUUUAUCAAAUCUAAGCAAUAUAGCUGAGAUGGCCAAAGGUGGCAAGCUGACGAAGCUCAAGUCAGUUCUUAAGAAAUGGAACUCAUUCAGCAAGCAAGGCCGAGUGAACGUCAGCGCCGUUGCCUCUGCUGACGACGACGAUUCCUCCACCCUCGCCAGAGACCUCCACCCGGUCUACGUUGGCAAGUCAAGGCGGCGCUACCUUGUUAACUCCGACGUCGUUGACCACCCGCUCUUCAGAGAGCUUGUGGAGAGGUCCGGCGACUCCGACGACACCAUCAACGUGGCAUGCGAAGUCGUGUUGUUUGAGCACUUGCUUUGGAUGCUCGAGAAUGCUGAUCCACAGCCCGAGUCAUUGGACGAACUCGUUGAGUUCUAUGCUUGCUGAUCAACACUGAGUUGGCAUCGAUCCUUAUAACUCUUGGGGUGGGUGUGGUUUAAUUUGCGAUCCUAUGGGUGAUUCUCUGUGGUCAUCCUCACGGUAUAAAAUAUAGUUAAUUGUACAUUCUUUCAAGUUUAAUAACGUGCGAUUAGCGCGUAGAGAAAAAAAAAAAAAAAUGGAAGGUAGCUAGAGGAGAUCAAAGGCAUGCGCCUGUGAUGAUGAGCAUUUGAGUGAUUGAACGGUGAGGAUUAACCCUUUUCACUCCGGCUAAUCUCUUGGCCCGGUGGAAAUUAUCAGUAUUAUAUAUCAUUGUUCUUGUUCAUUUGUACUUAUAAGAUAUUGUUUAUUUCUAUAUACUUAGAAAUGUUUUCCUU